Molecule: messenger RNA, 2308 nt
Organism: Daphnia magna
Lineage: Eukaryota; Metazoa; Arthropoda; Branchiopoda; Diplostraca; Daphniidae
Product: xaa-Pro aminopeptidase 1
Exons: 16
Coding region: 134-2260 (708 amino acids)
Molecular function (GO): metalloaminopeptidase activity
Source: RefSeq, a predicted model, not a curated record
CUGCAACGUAGCUGCCAAAGCCAACAAGGACUGCGCAUCGGAAUUUUCGGCACAACAAAACGUGUUGGAAACAAAGAUCAAACCCGUAGUCGAACGUUUUCUCCUGUCGGUAAAAGUUGUGAGGCUGUGAGCUAUGCCUGAAUCCAGGAAACUCGUGUUACUGGCGGGGGUUUUUCUGUUGACGCUGGUAAAUCUGACGCAAAGUGGGCCAAUAGCAUUGAGGACUCCUGAAGACUGGGAUAACGCGCCCUCAUUUGGCGACCGGUUACUUAGAAAACGUUCACCCACUGUGAGCGAACGUCCGGGAUGUAAAGAGGGAGCAACAAUACCACCUAAUCGUGUCAACACGACGAAACGACUCAUCGAUCUCCGCAUACAAAUGGACUUGUAUAAUAUAUCGGCCUAUAUCGUCACUAGUGAUAAUGCUCAUCAGGGUGAAGAGGUCGCACCGCACGAUCACAGACGGGAGUUCAUUUGCGGUCUCAGUGGAAGCUCCGGUACAGCCGUAAUCACCAAAGAUGCCGCUGCUGUUUGGACAGACGGACGUUACUUUUUGCAAGCCGAAAAUGAACUUGACUGCAACUGGAUCUUGAUGAAGGAUGGUGAAGCUGGGGUACCAAACAUCACUGCGUGGCUGCGAGAAGUCUUGAAAACUGAUGAAAAAGUAGCGGCUGAUCCAACAUUAAUCGGCACUACCACUUGGCAGAGAUACGACAAAGAUCUUGCGCCCAUAGAGUUUGAACCGUUGCCAACUAACUUAAUCGACGUGAUAUGGACAACCGGUCGUCCGCCAGUCAACACUGAACCGGGCUUUAUUCUUCACUUGAAUUAUUCCGGUGAGUCGUGGCAAGAUAAAGUGGACAGGCUGAGAGCAGAGCUCCCGAAGCAAGGGGCCGACGCUCUGGUCAUAACCGCUCUGGACGAAGUGGCUUGGUUGCUAAAUAUCAGAGGAUCUGAUGUACCCAAUCACCCUGUUUUACUGGCCUACAUGUACGUUUCAUCCACUCAGCUAGUGUUGUUUGCCGAAACGAGCAAGAUUAGCAGUCCCGAGAUGCAAACACACCUAACCGGAGUCACACAGCGACCUUACGACCGAUUCGUCGCUGAAUUACCCGAUUUAGCAAAAUCAGCUAGCAUGGUUCUCAUUCCAAGUCAAUUCGUGUACACGGGUGGCGCAAGUUAUGCCGUUUACAAUGCUAUACCAGAGACGAAGAGAUUGCUGAAACCCUCUCCGGUGUUGAUGAUGAAAGCCAAGAAGAACACAGUUGAAGCCGAAGGAAUGAUGAACGCCCAUUUGAAAGACGCGGUAGCCCUCUGCGAUGUCAUCUCUUUAAUGGUUGAAGAGAUACCGAAAGGUGUACGCUGGGAUGAACUGAAAGUAAGCGCGGAACUGCUCAAAUAUCGAGCUCAACAGGAAGUCAAUAAAGGCGCAAGUUUCAACACGAUUGCUGGAUACGGCCCCAACGGUGCUAUUAUUCACUAUUCUGCGUCGGAAGAGACAAACGCAGUAAUUGGAACCACCAGUUUGUUCCUAUUAGAUUCGGGUGGACAAUAUUUUGAUGGUACAACUGAUGUAACCCGGACCCUGCACUUUGGAACGCCAACUGCUGCGCAAAUAAAAGCUUACACGCUGGUUCUCAUGGGUCAUUUAGACCUUGCCCGGCUCGUCUUUCCAAAAACGACUAGAGACGCACGCGUUGAUGUACUCGCCCGAGCUCCACUUUUCGAUCAGGGCUUGGAUUAUCUUCACGGCACUGGGCAUGGAAUUGGGCACUUUGGAAGUAUCCAUGAAAGUCCAACUCGUGUGGCUCUGGGCAGCUCAGUGGAAAACACAUUCUUUGAGAACUACUUUUUUUCGGAUGAACCUGGCUAUUACAAGGCAGGAGAUUUCGGUAUACGUAUUGAAAGCAUUCUUCGUGUGAUCCCCACCACUUUUUCGACGGAAUUCCCAGAUCGAUUUUUCCGCUUCCAGGCUGUUACUUUGGUGCCUUUUGAACGGAAACUGAUUGACGUUACGAUGCUGAGUGAUGGCCAGAUUGAUUACGUUAACGAUUACUACAUUCUCGUUCGACAAAAAGUGGGAGCAGAAAUGACCAAACAAAAUAGAACCAGAGCUUACAAUUGGCUCAUUAGCCAAACAGAGCCUUUGAUGUUACCAGAGCCUGUUAACAAAGGUGUUUCCAUAGCAAACAAACAAGUUUGGGUUGGGAUUUGGACACAGCUUUUCAUUUCAAUGUUUGUUGUCUUCAAAUUCUAUUAAGCAGGGUUAGACACUGUAUCGAAAAUAAAUUUUAUGUUGUCACAUGUA